CGCAUCCGAUCUGGGAAGCCGAAGAGGGAAAAAGUCGGGACGACGCUGUUGCAUUUUACUAAGGGAUAGACUGUUUUGUUUAGCGUAUUGACUUUGAAAACUACGAAGGGUCUACUGGAAACUAGAUAAACGCAUCUUGAGCGGUUGGCAACAGGCGGGCCUCGUGCCCUGAGACAGCACCCCAGCUCGGAACCAGGGUGUCAUGGCCGUGGCCCUGCGAAGAUGCAGAGAUCACCGCUUGUAGCGCGCGCGACCCACGGCGCACGGACCGACCUGGCGGCGCACAUGAACGGCCACGCCGCCGAGCUGGACGAGCCCCAGGGCAUCUCGGACGAGCCCCAGUGGCAGCGCGAGAUGGCGGUGGACUGCCCCGGGGACCUGGGCGCCCGCACCCUGCCGGUCCGCCGCAGCGCCCAGCUGGAGCGCAUCCGGCAGCAGCAGGAGGACCGCAGGAGGAGGGAGGAGGAUGGCCGGAGCAAGCAGGAGCUGGAGCUCAACUCCUCCCUGCGCCUCAAGAAGCUGGCGCAGAACCCCAAGGUGGGGAUCGACAACCCCACCUUCGACCCUGUGGAGGGGCCCGGGGGCAUCAUGGGACCGGGUCUAAGUCUGGGAGGAGCCCCCGCCCUGCUGGAGCUGGAGGACUUGUUGAUGUCCCUGAAGCAGGUGCAGCACUGCCUGAGCGACGCGCAGAGCCAGGAGGACGUGGCCCUCGUCCUGCAGCUGGUCCAGAAGUCCGACUUCCAGAAGGCCUUCGGCAUCCACAAUGCGGUGGCACUGCACAUGAACCGGCCCAGUCCCCCCUUCCCCCUCACGGCUCAAGCCCAGGGCCUGGCUCAGGAGGUACAGACUGCGUUGCAGUCGACUCAGCAGAAGGACGGCUUGGAGCUCAAUGCCCUGCUGACCUCCCCACACCUGCAGGGCCUAAUGCAGGCCCACGACAGUGUUGCAGAGCAGGAGAUGCAGCCUGAACCCCUGGUCCCCUCCGACGGGCCCUGCGAGACGCUGACGCAGUACGGAGGCGAGACGGUGAAGAUCGUCCGCCUGGAAAAGGCCCGGGACAUCCCUCUGGGAGCGACGGUGCGGAACGACGCGGACAGCGUCAUCGUGGGCCGCAUCGUGAAGGGCGGGGCGGCGGAGAGGAGCGGCCUGUUGCACGAGGGCGACGAGAUCCUGGAGAUCAACGGCGUGGAGAUCCGCGGGAAGGACGUGAACGAGGUCUUCGACAUCCUGGCUGAUAUGCACGGCACCCUCACUUUCGUCCUUAUCCCCAGCUCGCUAGUCAAGCCCCCACCCCUCAAAGAGACUGUGGUUCAUGUGAAGGCGCACUUUGAUUACGACCCCUCGGAUGACCCCUACGUGCCCUGCCGGGAGCUGGGGCUGUGCUUCCAGAAGGGGGACAUCCUCCACAUCAUCAGCCAGGACGACCCCAACUGGUGGCAGGCCUACAGGGACGGGGACGAGGAGAACCAGCCCCUCGCAGGCCUGGUCCCAGGGAAGAGCUUCCAGCAGCAGAGGGAAGCCAUGAAGCCGACGAUAGAGGAGGACAAGGAGCCUGAGAAGUCAGGAAAGCUUUGGUGUGCAAAGAAGAACAAGAAGAAGAGGAAGAAGAUCCUGUACAAUGCCCAUAAGAAUGAUGAUUACGACAAUGAGGAGAUCCUGACCUAUGAGGAGAUGGCGCUGUACCACCAGCCGGCCAAUCGCAAGCGGCCCAUCGCCCUUAUCGGCCCUCCUAACUGCGGGCAGAACAACCUACGACAGAGGCUCAUGAGCAGUGAACCUGACAGAUUUGCUGGCGCCGUUCCACACACCACGCGGAACAGGCGGGAGAUGGAGGUGAAUGGGCGGGAGUACCACUUUGUGUCGCGGCAGGCCUUCGAGGGGGACACGGCGGCCGGGAAGUUCAUCGAGUCGGGCGAGUUCGAGAAGAACCUGUACGGCACCAGCACCGACUCGGUCCGGCAGGUCAUCAACACGGGCAAGAUCUGCCUGCUCUGCCUGCACACCCAGCCCUGGCUUCCCCAACAGGCCUGGGUGUUGAUAAGGCAGCCAGUCAGCAGGAAGUCCCUGAAGGUGUUGCGAAGCUCGGACCUCAAGCCGUACAUAAUCUUCAUCGCCCCUCCGUCUCAGGAGCGCCUGCGUGCUCUGCUAGCAAAGGAGGGCAAGAACCCCAAGCCAGAGGAGUUGAGGGACAUCAUCGAGAAGGCCCGGGAGAUGGAGCAGAACUUCGGCCACCUUUUCGACGCCGCCAUCGUCAACACGGACCAGGACAAGGCCUACCAGGAACUCUUGCGUCUGAUCAACAAGCUGGAUACGGAGCCCCAGUGGGUCCCCUCCUCCUGGCUACGCUGAGGAUGAGCGUCCUUCCUGAUCUUUCUAAUGAUGCUGAGGGUGAUGGGCCGCUAGCCCUUUUCACUCCAGAAUCCUCUGAAGAUGAUCAGCUCCCAAACUUUCGUUUUUCUGACUACGCCAAGGAUGAUUGGCCCUCCAGCUCUUUCCCCUCCCUCCCCAGUCAUGCUAAAGACUGCAGCAUUGCCCCCCUCCUCCCCAAAUACUCUAUAACGUUAAUAUCACCUAGAGGGAAGGGCUUUCAACUUCAUAUUUUGGCAAAACAGCCAGAUUGUUUCUGAGCCUGCCUUCUUUAAGUGUGCGGUUAUCGUGCAUGCUGGAACGGAGCCCGAAUAUUUUUCCUUUUCUCAGGGGGCUGGAGCUGGGGUAUGACCCUAUUGUAAUUGUUCUCUUUCUUUUGUUUUAUUAUGCUUUCUCUUAUUCUUAAUUGUCAUCAUUCCAGAUAGGCUAUAUCUUCCAGCACUUGGUGGCAGCAAUAGAAAUAGUUGUCCUUUACCGCUUUUUGAUAUCUAUUUAUAAUUGUAAAUAUAUAUUUUAAAAUGAGUUUUGAUGAGGAAAAUUUGUAGUAAGUUACAGAAUACAUAUCCAGUGAAUCACGCCGCACACUAAUUUGCUUUACCGUGACCUCAGGCCCUGUGUGACACGUGAUGGUCUAACGAGUGAGGCGUGCUCAAGUUCUGAGUAGGUCCGAAAUUGUACUAUUUCGGAAAGGGAUGUUACAAUGGCUUCUCUUUUUCCAAUUGUGCCACACAAUUGGACUUUCACUACUAGCCUACUAAUAUGAAUUUUGAAUAGAAAAGUAACACUAAUUAUUUUCAAACCGUCAUCGGUUUUCUGCACGAAGUAGCCUACUAGGUUACUUUCCACCCACCAACGGAGUAUAACGGUGUUCUUUAUUCCGACACUAAUGGCGAAAGCGAAGCAAGUAAAGGAACACACCCUGCUGGGAAUAAAAACAGCUCAAGCUAGGUUUUGAAACAGCUGGUAGCUGGCUGACCAGUUAAGACCAGCUCUAUGCUCAACGCGGUUUGACCAGCUGAAGCUACGUUUUGAAACUGCUGAUAGCCGGUGAUUUCAAGCUGGUCAUAGCUGGAUUUUACCGCAGGCAGCGUCGUACCGUAAUGUUAAAAAGGGAUGAAUUGCAGCUGUGUACCGCUUAAAUCUCGGUUACCUCAGACUGGCACGCGGCUCAGAGACCCGCUGUCAGAGCGAGGCCUUAUUCUGCGUUCACGCGGCCUCAAGAACACAGACGCUGGCGCUUUCAUGUAGCGUCAGGUGCUGCAAUAGCCUAGUUAAAAUAAAACUUGAUUAUGUAGAAUUAAAUGUUUAGAUGAAAACAAAAAAAAUUAACCGAAGAGGCAACAUCGUCUCUUCGUCGUGUCUUUGUAUUUCUGUCAUAGUAUUCGCACGCUUCUCGGAAUCUCUCCAGAAGGGUAACAAGCAGUAUUGUCGGAAAUGGAAGAGCUGAAUCAACGGCACAGGGCCAGCACCAGCCACUGUAAAUGUACAACAUCCCUGUUCGUCUGAGGCCCAAGGUUCUUCACCACGGCUAAACUUGGCCACCCUCCUGUAAAUGGAAUUAAAGGCUUUUUUUCGCCUCACUUUUUGACGUUGGCGUUGCAGAGAUUUGCUGGACCAAAUUGUUGCCCUGGCUCUCCCUCUUGGUAGGUAUAUUAUUAACCUAAAAGGGCUUCACGAAUUUAUUUUUUCUUUUUUUGGUUUGUUUAUUUGUGUGGGUGUGUGACUGCAUGUACAUACACACGCAGCGGUUUGUGAAUAUGUUGAAAUAUUUAUGUGUGUUUAUGUACGUGUGUGUGUGUGUGUGUGUGUUUCAGAGAAAGUGGGCGUGUGUACAUAUCGACUCCUUUACUCAAGGCUGGGUUUGUUUGACCACGCUCAGAUUCGGGGCCGUUUCGUUGCUAUAGAAACGAGUAUUCCUUUUCCCCGCUAGAUCAUUGAAAGCACACGUCGGAAGGUCUGGCCAAGCACUGUUCCAUAUUUUUAUUCGUUAUGGAUAAUCAAAGUGUAUGAAGACUGCAUAUAUAUUUUUAUGUAUUAAAUAGGUCUGCACAGAAUACACCAGUAGGUUUUAUUUUUUAUUUUAAUUUUUUUGCUCUGAUUCUGUUCUCCCACUGCUCCUUUACUCCCUUCCUUCCCACCCUCCCUCCAUCCCACCUUCCCGGUCCCUGGUUCAAGAGGAUGGUUGAACCGUAACUGUGCUUCAUGGACCGCAAGCCCACCCACCCCCCACCCCCCACACCCCCUUGCCCGUAAACAUGUGAUGUAGGAACGAGCCAGUUAACUGGAAGUAGAACUAAUGAAUGUAAAGU
Molecule: messenger RNA, 4676 nt
Organism: Conger conger (European conger)
Lineage: Eukaryota; Metazoa; Chordata; Actinopteri; Anguilliformes; Congridae
Gene: pals1a
Product: protein associated with LIN7 1, MAGUK p55 family member a
Exons: 15
Coding region: 223-2349 (708 amino acids)
Biological process (GO): morphogenesis of an epithelial sheet; generation of neurons; establishment or maintenance of epithelial cell apical/basal polarity
Cellular component (GO): plasma membrane; adherens junction
Molecular function (GO): protein binding
Source: RefSeq, a predicted model, not a curated record